Molecule: messenger RNA, 487 nt
Organism: Phascolarctos cinereus (koala)
Lineage: Eukaryota; Metazoa; Chordata; Mammalia; Diprotodontia; Phascolarctidae
Source: RefSeq, a predicted model, not a curated record
GAUUAUUUUCAGUAGUGGAGAGAGGUGGAAACAACACCGCAGAUUUACCCUGACGACCCUAAGGAACUUUGGGAUGGGGAAGAGAAGCGUUGAAGAGCGAGUUCAAGAAGAAGCCCAAUGCCUGGUGGAGGAGCUCAGGAAAACAAAGGGUCAGCCCACUGAUCCCACCUUCAUCCUUAGCUGUGCACCAUGCAAUGUGAUCUGCUCUAUCCUCUUCCGUGACCGAUUCAAGUACAAUGAUGAGAAAUUUCUCCAUCUGAUGAACUUGUUAAAUGAAAACUUCCGCCUCGUUAACGAACCAUGGAUACAGCUCUACAACUUUUUACCAGCAUUCGGAACAUACUCCCUGGAGAGCACAAAAGAAUUUUAAAAAUUAAUGAGGAACUUAAAGAUUUCAUUUUGGAAAGAGUGAAAGAGCAUCAGAAGGUCCUGGACCCCAACAACCCUCAGGACUACAUUGACUGCUACCUCUCCAAAAUGCAGCAGG